AAGAUCUCUCUUGGCGAUGUUUGCAAGGAUAAAUGAUCAUGACGAAAUGACUACACCGACACUGAUCCGAGUCUUCCCUUUUGCCGGUUGCUAUCUCGACGGUCGCUCUACGUGGACGAAGUGGCACUACAAAUGUGACGCAAUUUUUUAUCGAGAGAAGUGGCUCUACUUCUUCAUUCCGCAUUUCAGUGAAACUACAAAAAGGUAAAAGCAAUCUGGCUGUGACUGUAUAUUAGCAUUACGAGAUAAAAACGAAAUCCGCCUCUAUCAGGACGCUCUUUUACAACUUGACACCUUGCUCGAGCAUUUUGUUGCCCACACAAGGUAGGUUCUGUCUCUGUUCGGGAAGACUGGAGAAGAAAAUCAUACCAGCAGAGCAAAGAAUAGAAGCGCAGUGCUUUGGAGCUUCUUUAUCAUCUCGCUCCCAGACAAGCAGAUAAGGAAGGGAAAACUGUUGCUGCUUGUGUUGAGCUACCUAGUCCUAAAUUUAGCAAGUUCUUGGACUUCUCACCUGGCAAGUAAGUGAGUCAAAGUAUAACAUCAUGGCAUCCCUCCGUCGCGUACUUGCCGCCGUCGGUGCGGGCAUGUCAUCUCUCCACUUCCGCAGAGAAUUACUUUUCGGCGCGCUCCUCCUGGGUGGGCGUGGUGCUUUUGAAUCCUCUGGGAUGAAUGCCAGCCACUCUGUUUAUCCGUUCGUGGUUGCUGUCCAGGUGCGGCCAUCUCGGGAGCCAAGCCAACUUUUGCACAAGAUAAAAAGCAAGGAUCUGGUCGGGGCGACAGAUCUUUUUUUCGAAAUGUUGAAAGACGGGCCGCUUCUACCCACUCCAGCAGAGUAUAAGGAACUGCGACGUGCACUUUUCGAGAUAAAGGAUUGGAAAGGUGCUGAGAAGGUGCGCCAUGCGUAUCCGUAUUUGUCGAAGGGUGUCAAGGCGCCGCAGCCGUGUGCAGGUUUGGAAGGAAAGACGGAGCUCGAAGCGAGUUGCGGCGGCAGCGAUGGCCAAGAACAGCACAGGGAGCAGGCAGCUGUAUCUGGUAAACAACAAGGGACCACAGCCGAGUAUUACCUCCGUCAAGUGAAGUGCGUAGAGGAAAUUCUUUCCAUUAUGAAUAGAAAGGGGAUCGAGCCGGACAUCUCUUGCUACAACACCCUACUGAGCGCACGCGCCAAGGCUGGCGACGCGGCGGGCGCGUUCGCGGUGUUGGAAGAAAUGGAAGCCGCGGAGAUCGUGCCCGACCUUGCCACCUACAGCACCCUGCUGGAAGCUUGCGCCGGCACACAAUACGGCGAAAUCGUUCUUGACAUCAUGAAAAUUCAGGGGAUGAUCCGCCGCGACUGCAACGAAAAGCAGGCCAAAGAAGAAUUGCUACGAAAAAUUGCGAAGAGUGGUGGGCACUGAGUCCUGGUAGAUAGAAUGAAAGAGUGAUUUACUACACAAAAGCAAACCCUCACCGGCGACACAUAGCGCACGACAGUGCUUCAUCUUGUCUCGUCGACGGAUGGCUGGGUGUGUGCGCUUGCCGUGUUUGCGCUAAGUACCCGUAUUUGUACUAAAGGAGCAAGACGUGCGGCGCUCUACUGACUGCCACAGAAGCUUUGCUUUCGCUUUUUGAUUUAUCAACCUGGCCAGCUACAUACUCCAGCCCAUGUCGUAUCCAGAUUCAGUUUCCUGGUCACUGUGAACAAUGUACAAUGGCAGAACAAAUAAGUAAGGCGCAACACAGUAGGAAGCUUUGGUGCUGAUGGGAGGACCAACGUCACCAGCAGUUUUUUCGCAGCAUGGAUUGACUUUAAAAGACACACGCUUUCGUCCGAAGCCCAGCUUUCAUUCUAUUUCUGUUGCAGAUCCGGAAAAAAUAUAGAAGAGGUUUUAUUUCACUUAUUCAAAUAUAGGAUGCCACACACAUAUCGACUAACAUUUUGUGUUGACAUUUUGAAAGAAGUAACGUCCAAAUAUCGAUUGACAUUUUGAAAGACGUAACGCCAUAUCGAUUAACAUUUUGAAAGUAGCGUCCUAUCGAUUGACAUUUUGAAAGAAGUAACGUCCACAUAUCGAUACUUAACAUUUUGAAUCUGUCUGGGGGAUUGAACUUGAAAUAAGGCGAAGUAUGUUUUUGUGUCCCGCCACUUCACCUGCGGGGACGGCUUAACGCGGAGAAAAUUCACCUGCGGGCACGGCUUAACUGCUGUGUAAAAACCAUUUCUCAAAAACUUUUUCAGGGACGUUUUUCUGGCACAUCCGUAUAAAGGUGAAGCAGUGGCCAAGGCUUUCGUUAGCACUUGAAAAGAGAUCGCUGAAAAAGAAAAAUUG
This is a messenger RNA of Amoebophrya sp. A120, 2309 nucleotides long. Lineage: Eukaryota; Dinophyceae; Syndiniales; Amoebophryaceae. The record is from the annotation of a GenBank genome assembly.